Messenger RNA from Lineus longissimus, 1593 nucleotides. RefSeq names its product meprin A subunit beta-like. Gene Ontology annotation, biological process: proteolysis. Gene Ontology annotation, molecular function: metalloendopeptidase activity; zinc ion binding. The transcript has 13 exons. Gene Ontology annotation, cellular component: membrane. The record is from RefSeq and is a predicted model, not a curated record. NCBI's taxonomy places the organism in Eukaryota, Metazoa, Nemertea, Pilidiophora, Heteronemertea, Lineidae. The coding region runs from base 137 to 1558 and encodes 473 amino acids.
CAGCAACACCGAGGUUUUUUUCUGAUAGGCCUGUUGUUUCAUAAUCAAGUUCUGACUGACUUGUACAGGCGUGGUCGGUCUUGAAGCUUGGCACACUGCAUACAUAUCUCCCUCCUCCAAUACGUUUCUACUGACGAUGAAGCCAACGGUCCUAGUCGUUACGUGUCUCUUCGUGGGCAUUAUGAAGGCGAACUCCGUCCCCUUACAUGAAGGGCGAAAGUUGCGAGUUCCUAGUCCAGAAGAAUUGGCAGGGCUGGUUGAUGGUGACAUGGAUAUAUCAGUUGACACAGGCACGUUUCGCAGCGCUCUGAAGGAUGAAGGUCAUCGAUGGCCAAAUGGAGUUGUCCCCUACACUUUCUCAACGAAAGAUAAGGAGCAGUUCAAUGCCACGGAAAAGGCGAACAUAACCGCCGCGAUGGAUCAGUUCCAUCAGCAUACGUGCAUCAAGUUCGUGCCCCGCUCAGGCCAGGAGGAGAGCUAUAUCCGUCUGCGGAAGGGAAGGGGGUGUUCUUCUCCUGUGGGAAUGAUGCGGCCCUCAAAGUUCUUCAAGACAGAAGGCCAGGUGCUGACCCUGGGAGAAGGCUGCUUCAUCCGUGGGACCAUCAUGCACGAGAUGAUGCAUGCGCUUGGCUUCUACCACGAGCAGGCUCGGUGGGACAGAGACCAAUACGUGUUGAUUAAGCCGCAAUAUAUCUUGAAAGGAAUGCUCUCGCAGUUUCGAAUCUUCGAUCCAAAACGUGUAAAUUUCGCCCUUGGUGCCCCAUAUGACUACGGCAGCCUGAUGCAUUACCCAAGUGACGCCUUUGUAUUGUAUGAUGACGAUGAUUCCAUCGUACCUCUUCAACCAGGGGCCAAGAUCGGCCAAAGGGAAGGAUUUUCUGACAUCGAUCUUUGGAAGAUCAACACGCUGUAUAAGUGUCCUGAUUUCAAUGGAGUGACCCUUGCACCAGAGGUCUUCACGACUCCAGCCAAGCCGGACUUUGUCUUAAAUCCAACGCCACCUCCGAAAUCAAAAGAGCAGUUCUAUUGCUCCUUUGACUACAUGAGUACGUGCGGAUUUCGUGAUGCCUUGGACUCGAACUUUGACUGGGAGAUGAGAAAAGGGGCUGCCCCAAGGGAGCGUACGGGGCCUAGAGCUGAUUACUCGGGCAAAGGUUACUACCUUUACACGGCGACGACUCUUCGAAAACCUGGGGACAAGGCUUACCUGAUCACACCCUUCCUGUCACCUGCCCCCGAGGGGGCCUGUCUCAGAUUCUACUAUCACAUGUACGGAGAGGAUGAGGGCACUCUGAAGGUUUACGCCAAGGACUACCUCGGCAACAAACAGGAGUUGUUCGAGAAGACAGGAAAUCAAGGAAACGAGUGGAAAACCUUUGCUGCUACUUUCAAGACGCACAAAGCUUUUGAGAUUGUGUUCGAGAGCACAGUGGGUGGAUCCAAGGAUGCAAUCCUAUCACCCGCUAGCGACAUGGCCAUCGACAAGUUUGAGUUCAGACCGCUGGCGCUGUAUCCUAACCUCGGAUGUGAUGGAGCGACACCUGUCGGCGACCGUUAGACCUUGGGGUUAAAAUAAUAAAAUACGGAUUGCAA